AUGGGAAAACCUUUUACAAAACUUCGCUACACAGUUGUGAUACCUUCUGCUUCAUUUUCCAACGUUCAUAUGUUACCUUUCAAAAGACACUUUAGUGCUGUGGACGAAUAUUAUUUUGAACAAAUAUCUUUUGGAAAUAUCCUUCACCACAACCAACUUUAUGUUCAACGAGCAAUUAAUAUUUUGGAAGAUGUCUCUACAACAUUGAAAAUAAAUAAGAAAUUUUUACCAAGUAUAGCAAUUUCAAGACUAACACAAACCCAAAUGAUUAAACAAACAAAAUCGACAUCGUUUGAUAGUGGCACGGGAUCAUCUUUAGUUAAUGGGGAGUCAAAUGAACAGAAGCAAAGCUGCAGCUACCAUAUGGCGGCCGAAGAUUCAGAUCAUGAUGAUUAUAUAGUUCGCGAGUUGACUCCUCCACCAGAAUCAUUAACUUUGCAGGAAGAGAGUCAUAUAAUUGCAGAGUUUGAGCACGAUUUACGCGUUUUAAAUCUUCGCUUCUUUGUUACUUAUGAUUCCCGAAAAGAUCGAAAGAAUGGAUGGCGAGUUAUUGAUCAAAUCCGUCUAGUUAUUAAAUACGAGUCAAUCAAACAAGUUCACCUUGAAUUAGAGAAGAGAACACCGAACACAUUUUGGGCACGACUUGUGCUUCGAUUAAAGCAUCCCGUUCAAAUAUGGCGUAUUGGUGAUGUUUUUGCACUCAAAACUGCACUCACAACUGGUAAAGGUAUUGAUAGACGACGACAUAAAGGAAUUCGAGUAAAUAAAUGGGGAGGAGAUAAUAAAAUAACAGAAGAUUUGGCAAAUUCGUCUGUCAUUGUACUUGAUUUUAUGGAAGAAAGUCCUGAACGUUUAUCUGCACUUAUUGGAAGAUUAAUGGGGCUAUUAAAGUUGGAUCUCGAAUUGAGGAAUAUUGAACAACGUUUUGUUUAUACCAUGCCGCAAGUAUCUUUACCUUCUGAAUUCGACAACGAUUUUGAACUUUAUUAUUGGAUAGAAGCUUUGGGAUCGCGUGGAUCUGUUGUAAUCGAUCAUUGGGUUAACGAAACUGAACAGAAGAAAUUUUUCAAAACACUCAUUGACUGUUACAAACAAGAUCGUCAGAGAACAUUAACUGCACUAGAAAUGCUAUCAGAUCGAUUUCUUGAUAGAAGUGAAGUUCGCGAUAGAAGAGGACUGACCGGAUUAUUUCAAGAUAUCGAGAGGGAUCUUGCAAGGAAUAAAAUUGAACAAGAGGAAUUGAAAAAUGGUUUUGUUAUCAUCACACCUUCACGCAUGAUUCUUUGUGGUAAUGAGGUUCUUAUGGGGAAUAGAGUUGUUCGAAUUGAUCCUGUGAAUUAUCCUACUCACAAAUUUCUUCGAAUUGUCUUUCGUGAUGAGGAUGGAAGUAGAGUGCAUCAAACAUGUAUUGGUGGUUCUCUGAUUGAUGGUUUCAUUAGAGAAAGAUUGAGAGGGGGAAUGUCGAUUUGUGAAAAACCGUUUCAUUUUCUUGGAACUUCAAAUUCACAAAUGCGCGAGGGAGGAUGUUACUUUCUUCAGGCUGAACUAGAAGAAGUUGGAGAGUUUCGCAAACGAUUAGGCCUUUUCGACCUUAAAAAAGGUAUACCUAAAAUGAUGUCUCGUCUUGGCCUUUGUUUUACCCAAGGAAGAGAUACUAAUGUUGAUAUGAGUUUACAAAUGCUUGGUUUUGAUUUUAUUGGAGGGCCGAAUUCUAAUGGAGAGCAUUAUACAAUUUCUGAUGGAUGUGGUUGUAUGAGUAUGGCAGCUGCGAGAAAAGUAGCAGAAGAAAUGGAGCUUGAUCCAAUGAAUCCCCCUUCGUGCAUUCAAGUUUCAAAACUCCAUUCUGUCGAAUCUUAUGAGAGAAUUUGUAAAAGAUUGCAUAUGUUGCUUGAUAAGCACAUCUUUUCUUUAUGUUCAACAUUGACCGAUGAAUUGAGGGCUCGGAAACGUUUAUCAGAAUUACCAAGAUAUGUUGAGUACGACAUGUUAGAUGCGAUUAACUUCACUCAAGAACCUUUUUUCCGACUUGUUCUACGUGCAGCGGGGAGAGUCUCCCUUUUUAAACUUCGUCAGAAACUAGCUAUAGCAAUUCCAUAUCAACUUGGUCGUGUAAUGUUUGGAAUUGUUGAUGAGACUGAUUCAUUACAAUACGGCCAAGUUUUUGUACAAUACUCUAAUGAAAUGGCAGCUUUCAAUCAUGGGAAGGCCAAUAAAAGACAUUUUGGCAAGAAGAUAAUUGUGACAGUUUUAAUUUCUAAAAAUCCUGCAAUUGUUGGAGGGGACGUUAGAAUGUUUGAAGCAAUCGAUGUCCCUGCAUUACAUCAUUUGGUCGAUGUACUAGUUUUUCCACGGUUUGGACCUCGUCCGCAUCCGGAUGAAAUGGCUGGUUCUGACUUGGAUGGAGAUGAAUAUGGAGUUAUUUGGGAUCCAGAGUUGGCUUUCAAUAAAAAUGAACCACCGGAAGCUGGCGAUAGCUUUGAUUGUGAGCAGGAUGAUUUUCAAGAUAAAAUGGCAGGAUUCUUUGUGAAUUACUUAAAGCACGAUUCAAUUGGACGCAUUGCGAAUGCUCAUUUGGCCUGUUCUGAUUUAUAUGGAAUAAAAGCAAAGGUGUGUGGCAAUAUUGCACUUAAACAUCAACGAGCAGUUGAUUUUCCGAAAACAGGAAAACAUUCUGCCCCUUUGGAAUACAAUUGGAAAGGUUCUGAUCCCCCAGAGAGAUUUGAGAGAGCGCCAGAUUUUAUGGAAAAGGAAUCUUCCGAGCCUCAAUAUCAUAGUAGUCGCCUUAAUGGACAAUUACACAGACGAGUUAGUGAAUUGAGCGAUUUUCUUUCUUCUGUAAUUGUUCAAGAAUCAACAAAUUUACCUGAUCCUGAUGAAAUGUUACUUUCUAAUGAUGGACAUGAUGCUUAUUUGGAUAAAGCUCAAAAUGAUUAUAAUUUGUAUUCCUAUAGAAUUAAGAGAUUAAUGGACGAAUAUGGAAUUCAAUGUGAAGGCGAAUUAUUCUCCUCAAGUUAUUCUGUUCUAAGAAAUCGCAUUUCUGACCGAGAGACUGAUGAUAUGUCUUUCUUCAACACAACCUAUGUUAUCGGUCAGCGUCUGUGGGAAAUUGGUCGUUUAACUCGUAAAAAAUUUUUUGCUUCUGCUGGUGGUAAAAUUGAAAAGUUAACAGACGCUAGAGGUAUUUGUGUUGAUCCGUCAGACAAAUUGCGAUUAUUGUCAAGAGCUUAUUACACUAUUGCUUAUUAUGCAAGCAAAAGACAAUAUCUUUCGUUUCCUUGGGUUGCCUGUUGGGAUGUACUUGACAAAGUUAAACGCACAACAAUAUUAAAAAGAGGAGUGACAAAUUUGGCAAUUGAUCCUUUUGCUGAUAGGCUAUUAAGUCAUAUUAAUUUGUUUGUGAGAAGAUAUGAAGCAAAACUUAAAGAAUUCCGUGAAAGAAUUUUCCAAAUUGAUUUUGAAGGGCCUGAGGAAGAGUAUGAAAGAAAGUGUUUUUUGCGUCGAUAUGCAGAGAGAUACCUAGGGUUGGAUAUUCUCUUGUUUUUCUGCAGUGAGUGGGGUCAAAAGCAAAAAUUAUUUGAAUUGAGUCCUAUCAGAGAAGAACAUUUAUGUUUAUUUGUGGUAGGCAUUGAAUUGUCUAGAGGAUCUUUCUAUGAAACGCCGAAAGAUUGGAGUGAUUCUCCAUCAUCUCCCUCUGCUGAUAUCUCUUCAAGUUUGGGCAGGCGUUUCUUCAUGUUUUUGGAGGCGAUGGCUUCUUUACAGUCUAAUCGUAAAGAAAUUUUUGAUUUUCGACAUUUUGGCCUAGAAUAUCAACAUUUUUUUAAUAAUGGUGAAUGGAGAGUAUUACAACAAGUAGCACUAAAUACAUAUUUACAUUUGGUAUUUUCUGAUCAAUUCGACAUUGUUUUACCUUCAACUGUAGAAAAAGAGAAUUUAUUUGUAAAAGAAGAAAUAUUGGAAGGAUCUUGCUUUCAAUUAGAACUUCCAAGUACAACAGUCAAUGAUAAUUUUGUAGAAUAUUACAAAUUGUUGGAGGUUCUCUGCAAGGAGAGUGGGUGUGAGCGUAUAAUGAUGCGGUGCCAUCCACGUUAUAGAAUCUGGAGGCGUCGGUUGGUGCCCAAUGGCGAAUUUCCUAGAGCAAUGAGAAUCCUUGUAACAUCUUGGGGCAAGAAACAAGCUAUUGGACAAUUACGUCAAUUACUUGCAAUUAAGCCUCAAAUGGAUUUAUCUGUAGAUCAUCGUCUAGCUGUUAGAAUAAUUCCUGAAGUGACAUUAGAAUUAUUCAAUGAAUUAUUAGACCGUGAAAAAGUUAACUGGGCGAUGGAGUAUCAAUUUAAUGGUAUCAAUCAAAUUGAAGAAGUUGAAGAGAUUUCGGAGAAUAGUCAAGAGGAAGAAGAACUUGUAGAAUAUUAUGAUGAUAGCGAAUGA
This is a messenger RNA of Meloidogyne enterolobii, 4425 nucleotides long. The record is from the annotation of a GenBank genome assembly. NCBI's taxonomy places the organism in Eukaryota, Metazoa, Nematoda, Chromadorea, Rhabditida, Meloidogynidae.